UUAUCUGGGAGAAGAUUCUGUCAAAACAGACCCAUGUCAGUUUGACUGAAUACUGCCAAUAUAGAAAUUACAAGUGAUUGAAAAUGUUCCUCGAACGCUCAUUUUCCGGUCUUCAGAAAUCCGUCAUAGCAAAGGCAUUCUCAGGCUCCUCCACCAUGGCUAACAUACCCUCUUUCCACCACGUUCCCAUAGUAGUCGAACAAUCGGGAAAGGGCGAGAGAGCUUUCGACAUCUUCUCGAGACUCCUGAAAGAGAGGAUCAUCUGCCUCAUGGGCCCCAUCAAUGACGUCACGAGUUCUCUGGUCAUCGCUCAGUUGCUGUUCCUGCAAGCAGAAUCUGCUACCAGGCCCAUCCAUAUGUAUAUAAAUUCACCUGGUGGUGUGAUAACUUCUGGAUUGGGAAUAUACGAUACCAUGCAGUACGUUAUGCCUCCGAUUUCGACCUGGUGUGUUGGACAAGCUUGUAGUAUGGCGUCGUUGUUAUUAGCAGCAGGUACCAAAGGUAUGAGGAACUCACUGCCAAAUGCGAGAAUCAUGAUACAUCAACCAUCUGGAGGUGUCACUGGUCAAGCUACUGACAUCAAGAUACAGGCCGAAGAAAUUCUCAAGCUCAAGAAGCAAAUAAAUCACCUCUAUGAGAAACAUACUGGACAAACUAUCGAGAAAGUAGAAGACAGUUUAGAACGGGAUAACUUCAUGACUCCGAAGGAAGCACAAAUAUUUGGUUUGAUAGACAAGGUUCUGACAAAACCUGCCAAAGAUAAGGAAAAUACAAUAGGUGGUGGAAUCGAAGAUAUUCUGAAAGACCCUAUGAAAGAGAGUAUACAAACCAGCUCCAAACCAACUCCACAAAUUAUCAGAGAAUUAGGAAAGUAGAACCUAAGCUCCAAUAAGAUGGAAAAAUUGUGAAAUUUUUCGCGCAGAUUGUAUCCGGUACCUACAUCUAGUUUAAUAUGAUCUAUUAGACUUUCUGUAAAAUACAUCAUCUUCCAUGAAACAAAAUUUUUGUCCAAAAUAUCGACCUAUGAACAGAAUCGACAUCCACGCCAACUGUAUCAGUUAUUAUAUUCCUGGAAAGAGAAUUAGGAAACCCCAGUCGCUUUUUCAUUGGAAAUUUGGUAAAUUCUACUAACAUGAUUAGUUACAGUUUUCAUUAUAUCAAUCGUAUUAUGGAGGUGGUUGUGUAAAGAUCUCGACUAUUUUCAAUAGCAAUAAAAUAG
Phaedon cochleariae (mustard beetle) is the source of this 1219-nucleotide messenger RNA. Lineage: Eukaryota; Metazoa; Arthropoda; Insecta; Coleoptera; Chrysomelidae. The record is from the annotation of a GenBank genome assembly.